This is a messenger RNA of Archocentrus centrarchus (flier cichlid), 2093 nucleotides long. Its product is annotated as protein FAM161A. The coding region runs from base 484 to 1827 and encodes 447 amino acids. The transcript is spliced from 7 exons. The record is from RefSeq and is a predicted model, not a curated record. NCBI's taxonomy places the organism in Eukaryota, Metazoa, Chordata, Actinopteri, Cichliformes, Cichlidae. Gene Ontology annotation, cellular component: cilium. Gene Ontology annotation, biological process: cilium organization.
AGUGCUGCUGUUAAGUGGGAGGUUAGCAGACAACAGAGGCACUCCACUGCUGAGUGUCUCUCUGCAUCAGUGUUCGUUCCUGUGGAGGACUUAACUUGGUCUGUCUGCACCCACGAGGAUUUACAGUGCACUGGCUUCAUGAGUGUACAAACAGAGGAUGAAAUGGAAAGAGACAGGUGACAGAUGGGGAGAGUUUUCUACCAUGAGGUGAAGUCUUGUAACGACAGUGCUGAGGAACCCGAGUAAACGGAUUACCACAUUGGUGUGGCCUGCAGCAGAAAGUUAAUCUGUAAAUCAGAUUGGGAACGUCCACACUGACAUCAAUCUGACUUUGAAUAAUCAUCUGUUCAAGUGAAAAGCCACCAAACCAUCUGGACCAUCUGGCCUGAAGUCGUGAUUCCUCCUGAUGGUCAGUGUGCUGAGCGAGGUGGCAGAGGACGUGCAGAACUUGUGGCUGUAUUUCUGGAAUAAAAAAGGAAAAAGAUGGCAGUUAUGUACAGAUCUCCCUUUCUGGAAAACAAGGAAUUAGUGGCUCUGUACGGAGGGGAAAGAGACUGUUACUUUGACAAGGAUGAAGACUGCAUCAGUGAGGAAUAUGAGCUGGAGUCAGAGUCCAGUGAGGAAGGCAAAGGCGGGAGAGGCAUUCGCAGCUCCCUGUCUCUGGAAAUCUACGGCCUGCAGAGGGAGCAACAUGUUCACUUCUCCAACCAGGAAUACUACAGGAGGCUGGAAGACCUGAAGAGCAAUCACCUGAGGAACAUGGCAGAGCUGGAGAGGAUGUACAUUAGCCAGGGCAAGGAAAGGAAUGGAGGGGGUGAUGAUGGAUGUCUGGAAAGAAACAAAGACGCCAGACAGUUACUCAGUGGCCCUGCCAGGAGACUCCAGAGGAUCAAUUCCCAGGAGGAGCUGGACUUUCAUGAGUCUUCAAGUAGCUCUGACCACUCAGAGCACUGUGGAGAGGACAGCAUGGGGGAGCUGGCCUGGACUCCCAGCCAGGAGCGAAUCUUUGAGAGAGAUGUCCUGCUGAGCCCAGAGAGGAUGAUGAACCAGAACCAGUUCAGGUUCCAGCCCACAUCCUCCUCUCCAAAAUCACAGGGUAGAGUGUCCAAGGUCACUGUGCCCAAACCCUUCCAAAUGAUGCUGAGAGAAGAGGAGAGGAAGAAGCACAAGGUGCGGACACGUUCAGAGAUCGAGUUGGAGAACAUGCUGCUGAGACGGGAGCUAGAAGAGCUCAGAGAAUGCCAGAAAAAAUUCCGGGCAUCACCUGCUCCGGCACACAUACACCUGCCUCUCUAUGAAAUUAUCAGCCGUCGCAAUAGUCAGCGGUCCGACCAAAGCAGAAGCAGCAGCAAAAAAAACAGGAACCCUGAUGCGAACAACAACCAGACCUCUACUGCAGUCUUACCACAGCCUUUCCAUUUCUUGGAAAGAGAGAGGAGGAAGAGGGAGGCAAAGAUUGUGGAAGAGCUUGGAAACUUUGGUCAGAAAAUGGAGCGGCAGACCUUCAAGGCAAGACCAUUGCCCAUAUCUAUUUAUGGCACCAGACACAGAGAGGGCCCCAUGACCACAAGCUGCAGCCUCCAGUCUCAAAAGUUCUACAUGCUGGAAAGAGAGGCUAAUGAUGGCCAAAGUGAUCAAAGCUCAGACCCGGAGCUGGAUAUGCAGCAGUCUGACUCCUCUCUCAACUCCUGCACGUCUCAGAGAAGUCUUUUCUCCAAGCCAGUGAAGAAGCAAAUAGAGCUGUCCAUUGAGAUGGUGAAACAGAGGGAGAGGCCCAACGCUGACCCCAGCAGCUGCAAGAGCUGGGUGGCCCAGAGCUUCUGCUGAGCAAGCAAAGUGACUACAUCAGUGUGUGAGAAAGUGUUAAAAGCUCACAGCAAAAGGGAGAAUAGCAGCAGCUACAAUUACACUGUUUUUAUGUUAGUUUUACAAUGCAAGCAAAUCAACAUGGUUGCUCUUUAGCCAGCAGUAAAACACAGUUAAAGCAAUGCAUGGUUAAAGUAUUUCCAGUUAAAGCAUGUGUUAUUUUUAUAGUACAUUUGUAGAAUAGUUGUUUUAGUGGAGAAUACAAAAAUACAUUCACUGUUUUCUGC